Molecule: messenger RNA, 2172 nt
Organism: Heterobasidion irregulare TC 32-1
Lineage: Eukaryota; Fungi; Basidiomycota; Agaricomycetes; Russulales; Bondarzewiaceae
Exons: 21
Coding region: 22-2070 (682 amino acids)
Biological process (GO): sphingomyelin catabolic process
Molecular function (GO): sphingomyelin phosphodiesterase activity
Source: RefSeq, a predicted model, not a curated record
GCACCGCAGACCGCUCCAAAGAUGGUCGGAUCCCAACGCAUAGUCCGCCUUUUGAGCUUCCUGGCAGGGGCUUCCCGCGUCCUCGCCGCGUCUCCUUUGACGUAUGGACCAGACACGUUCACCGCUCCGGGCGCGUUCCCCACAUCGCUAUACAAGAGCUACUUCAACUCCCCGACGGCCACUGCCGCGCAGGUGCAACCUGUGAUCUCGGACCCUGUGACUCAUAAAAUAUAUCCGUUUGCGCUCACGAACCCCAAAUCCAUACCUCAAAACGAUACGGCAGACCCACAUCCUCUUCCCCCCAAGGCAUCGGAGUCCUUUCUUUUGCAGCAGGCGAAAUCCCAGAUUCAGUCCAUUGCGGCAAACCCCAUUUUCGCAAACAGCACCUGCGCCAGAUGUCAAGCUUUUCUGGCAGUCGGCAAGUUUCUGUCAUUAGCUGCGCCAGACCAAGGACCCGAUUUUGCCAUCUUCCUCUGUCACCAGUUGCGGCUUAGCAGCACUUGCGAGGCCACGUUCGGUCCUGAUGCACUUGGGUCGGUGGUCACACAGGUCCUUGCGAGUGCCGACGUUGGCGGAUUUGAUGGUCAGAUGAUUUGCGAUACGUUCGCCGGCGCAUGCCCCGUACCCCCGACAUCACCUCUAAACUUGACGGGGUGGUUCGCGAAGCCCAAACCUGAUCCGCUUCCAUCGCCGAAAACGCCUAGCGGAGAGCGCUUGAAAAUCCUCCACCUCUCUGAUAUACACCUUGACCCCAGGUACGAAACGGGCUCUGAAGCAAAUUGCAGCUCCGGCGCUUGUUGCCGUGACAAUUUACACAACCCGUCAAGUCCUAAUAUGACCCUUUUGCCCGCACCGAGGUUUGGUGCCUUUCAUUGUGACUCGCCUUUUGCACUCGUCGCUGCUGGCUUCGAGGCGAUCCCAGUUCUCACGGGCACGCAAGAAACCGGGUUUGCAUUCACCUUGUAUACUGGCGACCUGGUUUCUCAUGAUGCUGAGAAUCAGCUAUCGAGAGACUACGUCAUGUAUGCAGAGACCCUUCUUUAUGAUCUUAUGAAGCGUAUGCUCGUUUCUGGGCCAGUUUAUGCCGUCCUCGGAAAUCAUGACUCUUAUAAUCAGGCGCAGGAUGCUCCCCACACUCUCGGUGAUAACUUAAGCGACCAGUUCAGCUGGAAUUACGAUCACGUGUCUUCCCUUUGGAAACAGGAAGGUUGGCUCCCGCAGAGCGCAGUGGACCUCGCGCGCGCGCAUUAUGCUGCGUAUAUGGUGCGACGCACAGAUGGCCUGAGGAUCAUUACUUUGAACACGAACCUGUGGUAUCGGGCGAACUGGUUCGCGUAUAUUAACCAGAGUCAUCCUGAUCCAUCUGGUAUGCUCAAAUUUUUGACUGAUGAGCUGCAAGAGGCCGAGGAUGCCGGGGACCGAGUAUGGAUUAUGGGCCAUGUUCUGAGCGGAUGGGACGGGACGAAUGGGUUGAAGAACCCAACAGAUCUUUUUUACCAAAUCGUCGAUCGUUACUCACCUCAUGUCAUUGCGAACAUCUUCUGGGGCCAUACUCAUGAGGACCAGCUUUCCAUUUUCUACGCCAACAACGCGACGAACAUCAGUGCGGAGACUGCCCAGGCUGUGUCUUGGGUUGGCCCUUCACUCACGCCGAUUACCAACCUUAACUCGGGAUUCCGAGUGUACGAAGUCGACUCCGCGACGUUCGAGGUGCUCGACGCUCACACGUGGAGAAGCGAUGUGAACUCGUUCCCAUCGCUGGACCCGCAGAUCGAGAACGGGCCUACCUACGUUUACGAGUACAGUUCGCGUGAAGCAUAUGGCGCGAGCAUCGACGGAUGGAGCCUGGACGAUCCCUUGAACGCUACGUGGUGGCACCGCGUAACAGAAGCAAUGGAGGCGAACUCGACACUUGUCUCGACAUUCAACACCUUCCAGGGUAAAACAUCCGUUAUGACGAAGCCAUGCACAGGGGAAUGCAUCGUUGCGAAGAUAUGCUACUUGCGUAGCGGCUCGUCCGCUGUCGCGAUGCAGAAUUGUCCGGCCGGCUUCGGGUCUGUGCAGUCUUGAGCCGAUCGGCGCAGGCGACGGCGAAUGCCCAUUAUGUACCUUACACAACACCCCUUGUCGCUAUUUUUGUUUCGCGUUGCUUCUAUCUGCAAAGUCAUUGCU